Molecule: messenger RNA, 1451 nt
Organism: Physcomitrium patens
Lineage: Eukaryota; Viridiplantae; Streptophyta; Bryopsida; Funariales; Funariaceae
Biological process (GO): DNA repair
Molecular function (GO): catalytic activity
Source: RefSeq, a predicted model, not a curated record
CCUGGCUGCCACUUGUUUCCACGCCUUCUCCCGCGCAGCUAUUGCUUCCUGGGCAUCGCCCCUCGUUCCAUUCGUCUCGGUGUCUGUUCGCAGCAGCAGCAGCAACUGAAGGAAUCCGUUGUCGAAUUGCUUGGUCUGCUGUUUGCAAGGUGCUUUGGUGGAGAUAAAUUGGUGAGAUUGGUGACUUCAACAACGAUGAAUGAUUUGCGGCUGCACAAGGGCGUAGUGCCUAGGCAUGAGAAAUUCAAGGAAGCACGUAGGGUGGCACAAACUACGCGUCAGCGUGCCGCACGAAGUGGCCUUUUACAAAACUUGAGGAAUUUUCUAACAUCGGAUUCCUUUAUGUAUGGACCUCUUCUAGAGUCGCCACCACCCACAGUACUAAGAAGGGACGACUCAGAGCCUCACACUCCAGAGAGGGAGCAUGAGGAUGGUGAUUUCGAUGGCGGUUCAACACGGGACGAUGCAAACGGUACAGAGAGGGGCGAAAGCCCAAAAGAGCACGAUAACGAUCCCGAGGAAACUCCAAUAAAGUUUCAAGAAUCUCGCACUACUAGAACCACCCUGUCGGUCACGCGUGGUACGCCCCGUUCUGGACGAACCGUGGUGCCGCCUGCGGAUGGAAGUCGGACUCUUAAAAGUACAGUCCCGGUGAGCAUGAGCACGACCACGACCUUCUUAAAGAUGCAAGUGAGGGGCAGUGAGGGAAGUCUUUUGUUCGAUGAUGGGGAUCAAGGAACUUCUUCUAUGACCAGUUCUUACGAUGAUGAUUUCACCCUCCUUGACAGUGAAAUUGCUCGCAAGGUCGUUCAUAUGCUAUUGAGCAAAGUGGGAGGGAGGUAUUCAAAGGAGUUGGGUGUUAACGUGGAUGCUGGAGAAGAAGAAGUGGAGAAAUGGUUCUUAGCUGUUGCUCUUUUUCACCGGCACUUGACAUUCGAUGUUCUGAAGAAGACCUUUCAGAAAUUGAUAGGUGCUGGAAUUGUUAGUGUAAGGGGAAUGCUGCAUAUGGAAGAAGAGGAUAUUGCUGAUAUUUUGGAAACUGCUGGCUACACCACCUAUAAGCACAGAGCGGCUUCUCGUAUUAGGAGGUUAGCGUUACAGCUGGAAGCAGAACACAAGGGCAAGGUGUCCACCUUGAAGCAUAUUCAAGAUUCUCAUGAGGUCUGCCGUCACAUCAGCAACUUACAUGGCCUCUCAACACACACUUGCAACAUAUUUUUGAGGGAGCUGCGAGGUGUUUGGCCAGGAGCGGCUACAGACUAUGACAGGCGGACAAAGCGUGCUGCCAUGCACUUACGAAUUGCUGAAUUCGAUAAAUCGGAGGAGUCCAACAUGUUGAAGGAAAGAACUCAUUUAGUUGUUGCUAAUGGUCAAUAGAGUAUAUGAGUAAUGAGGGAUAUCCUACAAGGUUAGUUGCUGGUCUAUAGUGCCUUAGAAUACAAGGAGAGGGC